UUGUUUUGAAAUUUCCUCUCUCUUUCACACGAGGAAUAUUUAUUUUUAUUGCCAAAUAUCUGAAUUUCCAUUUAUCAAUAAAAAGUAGAAUUACCACAUACUGAAAAAGAAGAAUAAGAAAAUAAAAACAAAAAUAAAAUAUCAUUUUCAUUUUUAUUUAUUCAUUUGAGGCUAUUAAAAGCCACAGAAAAUGAGUUUAUAAAACACAUGAGCGAGCUCGACGCAUCCCACUUGUAUCCUUUUUUUUUUGAAAAAAUCCCACUUGUAUUCUUUCUUCCACAAUAUGUCGAGAAAUGAAGAUGGUAAGGCACAACCGCCGGAGAAGUUUAACUUUACUCGGAGAUGUAGUUUGCUCAGCCGUUACUUGAAGGAGAAGGGUAGUUUCGGGAAUAUAGAUCUUGGAUUAGUCCGAAAGCCGGAGGAUCUAAGGUUACCUGGAAACUCUGAUCAACAAGACAAACAAAAUGUGAUGCACAAGGCAAAUUCGGAAAUCAAAGCCCUUAACGUCUUAGGCGAACCCUCUAGCUUAUCUGGAGGCAAAGCCAAAGCUACCAAUCUCAGUGAACCAUCAGAUCCGGGAAGUUCCCAGCUGACAAUCUUCUUUGGAGGAAAAGUUUUAGUAUACAAUGAGUUUCCUUCAGACAAAGCUAAAGAGAUAAUACAAGUAGCAAAACAGGCCAAGCCUGUUACUGAAGUUAAUGUCCAAAACAACAACAAAAGCAACAUGGUUCUUCCUGAUCUCAACGAGCCCUCAGAUUCUGCGGAUGUCAAUCAACAGCAGCAACAACAAAACCAGCUCGUGGAACGUAUAGCACGUAGAGCUUCCUUACAUCGAUUCUUUGCUAAACGUAAAGACAGAGCUGUGGCUAGAGCUCCAUACCAAGUUAACCAAAACGCUGGUCGUCAUCACUAUCCUCCCAAGCCAGAUAAUGUACCUGGUCAACAGCUAGAGCAGGGACAGUCGUCACAACGACCAGCUCAACCCAAACCAGAAUGUGAUAAAGAUAUGUUAAUGGAAGUUAAGGAAGAAGGCCAAUGUUCGAAAGAUCUCGAACUUAGGCUAUAAUCAAAUUUUGUUAAAUAUUUGUAAGAAAAUUAAACUUAAGAUUAUCGUCUGACUUAUUUCAAGUUAUUUUUGCUUUGUACUAAAGUUUGUAAUCAUUUUUAACUUGAACUAGAGAGCUUGACCCGCACACCCGUGCGGGUUUUGAUUUUGAUUUUUUAAACAUUGAUAUUUGUUUUCCAUAAUAAAGUUUAUAUAUUUUAGAUGUAUUACUAUAUAACUAAAUGUAUAUUGAUUAUUUGAAUA
This is a messenger RNA of Raphanus sativus (radish), 1309 nucleotides long. RefSeq names its product protein TIFY 11A-like. Gene Ontology annotation, biological process: regulation of jasmonic acid mediated signaling pathway; response to wounding; regulation of defense response. Gene Ontology annotation, cellular component: nucleus. The transcript is spliced from 4 exons. NCBI's taxonomy places the organism in Eukaryota, Viridiplantae, Streptophyta, Magnoliopsida, Brassicales, Brassicaceae. The record is from RefSeq and is a predicted model, not a curated record. The coding region runs from base 284 to 1066 and encodes 260 amino acids.